This is a messenger RNA of Carya illinoinensis, 672 nucleotides long. Its product is annotated as leucine-rich repeat protein 2-like. Gene Ontology annotation, molecular function: protein binding. The record is from RefSeq and is a predicted model, not a curated record. NCBI's taxonomy places the organism in Eukaryota, Viridiplantae, Streptophyta, Magnoliopsida, Fagales, Juglandaceae. The coding region runs from base 1 to 546 and encodes 181 amino acids. The transcript has 5 exons.
AUGAGAUGGCUGAGUGGCGAGGUAAAAAAGGAUUUGAAGGAUUUGGGCAAUUCUAAUAUCUCUGGGACUUUAGGUUCAGAGCUUGGCGAGCUCAAGCAUCUACAGUACUUGGAGCUUUAUAGGAAUGAGAUAGGAGGUAAAAUCCCAAAAGCAUUGGGUAAGUUGAAGAAUCUUGUCAGCAUGGAUUUGUAUGAAAAAAGAUUUGAAGGAGAAAUCCCAAAAUCUUUAUCCAAGUUAAAGUCACUCAGAUUUCUACGGUUAAGCAACAACAAGCUGACAGGGUCAAUCCCAAGGGAGCUCACCAACCUCUCUAACCUCAAAGUUUUCGAUGUUUCGAACAACAAUCUAUGUGGAACAGUUCCUGUAGAUGGCCCUUUUGCCACAUUCCCAAUGGAAAGGUACCUACCAUCACACUAUUCCUUGACCAAAUCAGAUAUAUAUACCAGGCUAUUUACUUUUAAUAGAGUACUUGGAGAUCACAGUGAUCUCCUAAUUGCUUCUUUUCCCCCAUCCAAGGCAUGGAACAAAUCAUUGCCUAAAGGAUAGCAUGAAAUGUCUCAAAUAACCGAGUUUCCAAAUGAGUUAUAUGUUGGGUUUGGUCAUCUAGAGAAUGUUAAGGUCCCAUGUAAGGACAUUAAAAUGUGUAUUCCCGACACUCACACAUACAUAUAU